CAAAUACAAAUUGCAGGAAGCUGUGGCUUGCACACAUUGCAUAACUCAUUUAAGGGUGGAUUUGAAAUGUGGAUCGUGGAAAAGGUGCUGAAAGCACUUCAUUAUCUCUUCCAAUGCGCACCAGCCAGAAGAGAAGAUUUCAGCUCUGCAACUGAAUGCUCAACAUUCCCCUUGCCUUUCUGCGGGCAUAGGUGGUUGGAAAACCUGCCUGCUGUUGAAAGAGCAUUGGAAGUGUGGCCGUCCAUUGUGAAGUAUGUGGAUCUUGUGAGGGCGAAGAAAGUGAAGAAUCCGGGGACAUCGUCCUUUGACAGUGUUUGUGAAGCGCAAAUGGAUUCUCUUCUGCUGGCCAAAUUCCACUUUUUCAUGGCCAUAUCACGAGUGUUCCAGCCUUUUCUGACUAAAUAUCAGACAGAUGUGCCAAUGAUGCUGUUUCUUUGGGAGGAUUUGGAGACUCUGAUGCGGAACCUCCUCAAACGCUUCAUCAAGCGAGAGGCCCUGCCUCAGACACCAUAUAAACUGGUGAGGCUUGAUGUUGUUGACCACGCAAUGUGGCUGAGUCCCAAGGAAGUGGACAUAGGAAUGGGGGCAACUGUCGUGAUCAAGGUAGGGCUUUGCCUGUUUGAUAACAUGCUAAACGUGAAUAUAUUGGGAGUAUGAUUUCUUUCGAAACUUUUUGCAUACAAUUUAAGUAUUGUUAACCUUCUGUUAAGUGUUUGGAGAGAUGCUGGAAUUUUCACAACCAAUAUUCUCUUGUCAGGAGCUGUCAGGGGCCAAGGGCAGAAUAAGUGAACUUGGUGUGCUGCAAUUCAGAAAAGACUGCCAGAUUAUUCUCUCAAAAAUAUGCAAGAAAGCUUUGGAGAAGUGCCCAUUGAAGUAUACAGUUGUAAAAGAUAUGAUGUGUUUGAACCCCAAGAGAAUGCACUUGAACCCAGAUGACUGUCUGAAGAAAAUGAAGGCACUUGUACAGAAGUUUUUGCAGGACAAACAGUUGGCAGGCGGCAUAUCUACCGGUGAUGUCAUAUCCCAGCAGUUUGAGAAUGUCCUGCACAGUGAGGCCAAAGAAUUGGAGUUCCUCUCCUUCAGUCCUUCUGAAGGAUGCAGAGUUGAUGUGUUUUUGCAUCAGAAGUUGUCUCAGUCCUAUCCUGAUCUCUGGGCAUUCUGCAAAAAAUUGUUGCUCUUAUCCCAUGGCCAAGCUGAAGUUGAGCGUGGGUUUUCAACAAAUAAAGAGGUUGAAAUCUGCAACCUUUCGGAGGAGGGAAUGACUGCCCAUAGACUCAUCUGCGAUCAUGUUCGGGUGUAUGGAGGCGACGUGACCAGAGUGCCUCUCACAAAGGAGAUGAUCACUUACUGUGCCACAGCAAGAACCAGAUAUCGAACAUACUUGGAGGAGGAAAGAAACAAAAAGGAAGAAGAUGGCCAGAGGAAGAAAAGAAAGAUGAUGGUCGAUGAGCUUGAGGAGCUGAAAAGAAAGAGGGUGGCAUUGGAGGGGGUGUGUGAGGGUCUACAAAAUGAAGCGGACCAGAUGGCUGACAAAGCAGAAAAUUCUGGUGGGACAAAAAUGGCGACUCUAAUAACAAAAUCCAACACACUCAGACGUCGAGCUAAAGAAAAAAGGGAGGAGUUGGUUGGCCUGAAAGCUGACAUUGAGGAGAAAUCCGAUGCACUGAGGCAUUUAGAUAAGUAGUAAAACUGUAUUUAUUUCCUGACUGUUUAUGUGUACAUCAGUGCCCUACUAUUAAAAUAUUGAGAAGGCAGUUAAUGUUCUGUUUUAUAAACUGAAGAUGCACUGAUUUAUAAAAAAAUAAAUAUGCUUUGAGUUUGAACUUAUCCUUGACUGCGCCUUUUUACUGUAUGAAUAUUUGUUUUGCGGUAAUGGUCUUAUUUUUUAUUCUCAAAGGUCUUAAAAGGGUCUUAAAAAGCAUUAUAUUUGCUUGUCAGAAAUGUGCAGAGACC
Larimichthys crocea (large yellow croaker) is the source of this 1953-nucleotide messenger RNA. RefSeq lists its product as uncharacterized. Bases 722 to 1684 code for a protein of 320 amino acids. The transcript has 3 exons. The record is from RefSeq and is a predicted model, not a curated record. Lineage: Eukaryota; Metazoa; Chordata; Actinopteri; Sciaenidae.